Molecule: messenger RNA, 2844 nt
Organism: Adineta ricciae
Lineage: Eukaryota; Metazoa; Rotifera; Eurotatoria; Adinetida; Adinetidae
Source: the annotation of a GenBank genome assembly
AUGGCAUGUAAAAUAGCCGCCAUGAAUUUGUCUUUGUCUAUUCCAAAUAUUCAAAGUUUUGUCGAAGCAUUAAGUGGUGGCGGUUAUAUUUUUGAUUUACUCGAAAGAAAGUCAAAUAUCGACGCAUCUGUUAUAGCUCCUGCUGAACCUUUGACAAUAACAGGUGAUAUUGAAUUUAAAAAUGUUGAUUUUACUUACCCUACUCGACAAAACGUUCCCAUUCUUCGAAAUAUUUCUCUAAAGAUUCCUUCUGGUAAAACAGUAGCGUUAAUUGGAGCAUCAGGCUGUGGCAAAAGCACUAUUAUUCAAUUAAUACAACGAUUUUAUGAUGUAGAUAAUGGGAAAAUUUUAUUAGAUGGAAAAGAUAUUAGAAUUGUAAAUGUUGGUUCACUUCGACAACGAAUUGGAAUUGUUAGUCAAGAACCUGUUCUUUUCUCUGGUACCAUUGAAGAUAAUAUUCGAUUAAGUAAUCCAAAUGCAACAGAAGAACAAAUUGUGGAAGCUGCCAAAAUGGCGAAUGCACAUGACUUUAUUAUGUUACUUCCGAAAAAUUAUCAAACACGAAUAAGUGAAAAAUUAAGUGGUGGUCAAAAACAACGUGUUGCUAUAGCUCGAGCACUCGUCUCGAAACCUCAAAUUCUAUUAUUAGAUGAAGCUACUAGUGCACUUGAUAAUAAAACUGAAUGUAUUGUACAAGAUGCAUUAGACAAAGCAAAAAUAGGUCGGACAACUAUUAUUAUUGCGCAUCGAUUACAUACUAUAAGAAAUGUUGAUCUUAUUAUUGGAUUAGAACACGGACAAGUGGUCGAAUGUGGAACACAUGAAGAAUUGAUGGAACAUAAGGGUCUUUACUAUGAAAUGGUGACAACUCAACAACAAAAUGAGAAGGAAGAAGAAUCUGAAGAAAUUUCCAAUGAUAAAGAAGAAUAUAGCGAUGAUGUGAAACCCUCCGUUCGAGAAACAUCAGAAAUAAAUCGUAAAACUUCAAAAUAUUCAAUUGAUUCACUCGAAGAAAUAGAACAGAAUAAUGAUAAAGAAACAGAACUCAAUAGAUCUGAAAAGAAACAUAAAAAGUGGUUGGAUAUAUCAUUUUUAUUAAGUAUUUUAAAGCUGAAUGCUUCUGAAUGGUAUUGGAUGCUUACUGUUAUAUUUUCAUGCAUUAUAUUUGGAGCUAUUCAAAUAGCAGCACCAUUUAUUCUUGCUCAGAUCUAUGAAUUAUUUGCCGAACCGAACAUUGAUAAACAGAAAUAUUGGACAAAUAUUUAUGCUGUUAUUAUUUUUAUCAUGGGAGUUGUCUCAGCUCUAGUAGAAUUUAUCAAUAGUAUUGCAUUUGCUAAAUCAGGAGAAGCAUUUGCUAUGCGUAUGCGCAAUUUGGCAUUUACUUCUAUACUACGACAAGAUAUGGAAUAUUUCGAUGAUGAAACAAAUUCUCCCGAAUCUCUUGCUACUCGUUUAUCACAAGAGUCUGCAGCUCUAAAAGGUUUAUCAGGUAUUCGUAUUGGUAAAAUUUUAGAAGCAUUGAUUAUCAGUAUUGGUGCUAUUGUUGUUUCCUUUUGUUUUGGUUGGAAAUUGACAUUCGUAAUCAUUUGUCUUGCACCAUUAAUUACACUUUCAGGAAAACUGUUGAAUCAAAAGAAUAUUCAAACAGUACAAACAAAAGCAAAACAUCUUCCCAAUGGAAAUGGUGAAGAGUAUGCUAAUCAAGCUAUUGAACAUAUUCGUACUGUAGUAGCACUUCAUCAGGAAGAACACUUUUUCAACUUGUAUACGAAUCAAUACGAUCAACAAUUUAAAAAACAAAUAUGCCGUCUAUAUGUAUCGGCACUUGGAACAAGUAUAGCAUUAUCGAUGCCGUUUUUUAUCAAUUGUGUAGCAUUCUCAUAUGGUAGUAAACUUGUACAAAAUAACGAAAUGACAUUUGCUGAUGUAUUUAGAGUCUAUUUUGUUCUUAAUUUUUCAAUGCAAGCAGUUGGACGUUCAAUUGGUGGACUUCCUGACUAUAUCAAAGCGAAGCAAGCAGCCCUUGGAAUUUUACAACUGAGCAAACGUCGUUCAAACAUCGACCCAAACGAUAACUCUGGUAAAAAAUUAGAAGAAGUAAAAGGUGAUAUAGAAUUUCAAAACGUUUAUUUUCGUUAUCCAGCUCAACCUACCAUUCGAGUUCUUAAAGAUUUUUCUUUAAAAUGUACAUCAAGUAAGACAACGGCACUUGUCGGACCAUCAGGUAGUGGCAAAUCAACAUUAAUUAAAUUAAUACAACGAUUCUAUCAACCAUUGAAAGGCAAAAUAUUGCUAGAUGGUCAUGAUAUUAGCGAACUUAAUAUUCAAUGGCUUCGAUCAUUAAUGGGUCUUGUACAACAAGAACCAGUUCUAUUUAAUCUUUCAAUUCGUGAAAAUAUUACUUAUGGUGACAAUAGUAGAUAUAUCAGUGAUGCUGAAAUAGAGAAAGCUGCUCGUGAUGCAAAUAUACAUGAUUUCAUUGCUCAAUUACCAAAAGGUUAUGAAACCUUAUGUGGAGCAAAAGGAAGUCAAUUAUCAGGUGGACAGAAACAACGAAUUGCCAUUGCUCGAGCUUUAAUACGACAACCAAAAAUUCUUCUUCUUGAUGAAGCUACCUCAGCAUUGGAUAACAAAAGUGAAAAACUAGUUCAAGAAACAUUAGAAAAAGCGAAAAUAGGUCGAACUUGUUUACAAAUUGCUCAUCGUUUAUCAACGAUUCAAAAUUCGGAUAAAAUUGUCGUGAUUGAUCACGGAAGAGUAAAAGAACAAGGCACUCACGAUGAUCUUUUGCAAAUGAAUGGAAUUUAUUCACAGUUAGCUUUAAUUUAUGAAACGUCGACGUAA